AUGCUAAGGAUCCGCGAUGCCGUGGCCCCCGACCAGACCGUCAUGACGGUGGGGAGGCACAAGGGCGUCCCCUUUGUCGAAGUCCCCGAGAACUACGGAGCAUGGGCAUCGGAGGAAGAGCGCCAGAACGGGACGAACAUGCAUCCGGACUUGAAGCGCUUCGUCAACUGGCGCCGCCAGCGGCGGGAGCAGGAGACGACCAGCUAUGUCCGGGGCUACUACUACGACGACCCGGAGACCUCGGCGGUGGUACCGCCGCCUCCUAUGCCAACGGCAAGUUCAGGGACGAGCUCAACGGCAUGGUCCAUGGUGCAGGGGACUACGCGGAGCAAAGCCACGGCACCACACCUCGUGAUGCCGAAGAGGGGAGCUCGACGACCCGUGGAGGAGGAACCAGGAGCGGUCACCCACAUGAACCAGGAGAUCCCCGACGAGGACACAACCCGGGCGACCCUGAAGAUCAACGACACCGGCGACUUCGCCCACGUGAACCCCGAUCCCGUGCGUCCUGGAGAACAUGGUGACGGGACUGGGGGGACGCAUCACGAGCACCACGACGAGAAAUUCAGGGAAAAGACCGAUGGUUUCAUUAACUACCACCAGAACUGCCCGCAGGACUCCAACACAGAGGGCAUCGACUACGACGAGUCCGACAAGAACACUACGGGACAAGGUGAAUGUGAAGAAGGUGGUGGCUUCAUCAACUACAACCAGAACAACCCGCAGAACUUCAACACAGAGGACAUCGACUUCGACGAGUCUGGCAAGAACACCACUGGACAGGGUGAAUGCGAAGAAGGUGGUGGCUUCAUCAACUACAACCUAGACAACUCCCAGAACUCCGAAGCAGAGGACAUCGAGCACGGCGAGUUCGGCAAGAACACUACAGGACGAGUCAAAUGCGAUGAAGGUGGUGGGCAUCUUGACUAUAAUCCAGAAGUCACCCAGGACCACAAUACCGAGGGCACCGGAUGCAACAGCUACGAGUAUGAUGUGGACUCGGGUGAGGAGGAACUAGCCCACGCCAUGGUGGUGGACAACUUCCUCACUGGACACGCAAGGCACGACCCGAAGGACUGUGAGCAACGAGCACGGGAGGCCAUCGAGGGAGGCGACUACACCUAUAAGACCUUGGAGGAGGUCAUGGAGUUGAUCCCUACUUCAUCAAGAACAAAGAGACGCCAGAUGCACGGCACCGCCGAACCACGGACGAGGCACAUCUUCGGCUACUACGCCUACGGGAGCUUCGGAGGAAUAUGCCGGAGGACGUUCGAGUACCCGAACCUUGUGCGCUACUUGAACAAGUUUCUACAGGAACGAGUACAAGCCGACCUCCACCGAGACGGACAAUGGAAUGCGAUCAGUAUCCUCGAGAACGUCCCGGCCGCGGUCCACACAGACAACAACAACUACCCCAACACCGCGAACUACUCAACUUCUACCGGCGCAUAC
Messenger RNA from Symbiodinium necroappetens, 1452 nucleotides. Lineage: Eukaryota; Dinophyceae; Suessiales; Symbiodiniaceae. The record is from the annotation of a GenBank genome assembly.